AUGGGAUCCUUGGUUCAUGUGAAAGAAGCCACUGUUAUUACUCCUUCCGACCAAACACCUUCUUCUGUUCUGUCUCUCUCCGCCUUAGAUUCUCAGCUUUUCCUCCGAUUCACCAUCGAAUACCUCCUCGUUUACCCACCCGUUUCUGACCCGAAUCCUCUCUCGGAUCGUCUCAAAUCCGCACUCUCUCGCGCUCUCGUUCCUUACUUCCCUUUCUCCGGCCGCGUCCGCGUGAGACCCGACGGUGGCGGCACCGGCGGAUGUCUCGAGGUCAAUUGCCGUGGCCAAGGUGCUCUGUUUCUCGAAGCCGUCUCUGACCACCUCACGUGCCUCGACUUUCAGAAAGCUCCCCGGCACGUGACUAGCUGGAGAAAGCUUCUCUCCCUCAACGUCAUCGACGUCCUCUCUGGUGCCCCACCUCUCGUUGUUCAGCUCACUUGGCUCAGAGACGGCGGUGCUGCUUUAGCCGUCGGUGUUAACCACUGCGUCUCCGAUGGUAUCGGAAGCGCCGAGUUUCUCGCCUUGUUCGCCGAGUUAUCGAGAGACUCGCUGAGUCAGACUGAGCUAAAGAGGAAACACCACUGGGAUCGCCAAUUGCUUAAUCCGGUUCCGGUUCGUGACUCGCUGAGCCACCCCGAGUUUAACCGAGUUCCCGAUCUAUGCGGAUUCGUCAACCGAUUCAACGCCGAGCGACUCGUUCCGACCUCGGUCGUGUUCGAGAGGCAGAAACUCACGGAGCUCAAGAAACUCGCGAGUCGACUCGGUGAGUCCAAUUCGCAACACACUUCGUUUGAGGUGCUCUCUGCACACGUGUGGCGGAGCUGGGCGAGAUCACUGAACUUGCCAUCGAACCAGAUCCUCAAGCUUUUGUUCAGCAUCAACAUCAGAGACCGAGUCAAACCGAGUCUACCCACUGGAUUCUACGGGAACGCCUUCGUCGUCGGAUGCGCGCAAACCACCGUGAAAGACUUAACGGAGAAAGGAUUGAGCCACGCGACGAUGCUCGUGAGACAAGCGAAGGAGCGAGUCGACGACGAUUACGUGAGAUCGGUGGUUGAAGCUGUGAGCAAGAAAGCGAGUCCUGACUCGGUUGGAGUGUUAAUACUGUCGCAGUGGUCACGUCUCGGUUUAGAGCGGCUUGAUUUCGGUUUGGGUAAACCGGUUCAUGUGGGAUCGGUUUGCUGUGACCGUUACUGUUUGUUGCUUCCGGUUCCUGAACGAAGUGACGCCGUCAAAGUAAUGGUCGCCGUUCCGUCAAGUGCCGUUGACUCCUAUGAGAAUCUUGUGAUGAGUCCUAACGAUUAA
Microthlaspi erraticum is the source of this 1305-nucleotide messenger RNA. Lineage: Eukaryota; Viridiplantae; Streptophyta; Magnoliopsida; Brassicales; Brassicaceae. The record is from the annotation of a GenBank genome assembly.